GGUGUUGAGGCUGCUCCAGGUGAUUAUGCAGGCCCAGUGUUCCGUCAACCAGGCCUCCCUGGUGUCCCAGCCAAGAACAUGGUGGUUUUCCUUUGCAUCAAAAAGCAUCCCAGUGUCAAGAAGUGGGAGAGACGAAGUAAGAAUGUCUACCCUGAAGACAGCUGAGCUUCUGGAUAGAACCAAACUUCACCUCUGUCAGAUCUUCAAGUGUAGUGCUGAGAUGACACCAGGUGUGGGAGCCACAGAGGAAGAGGAUGAAGAGGAGGAAGAGGAGGAACUUCCUGACUGUGUUGAGGGAGAAAAUGGAAUAAUUCUAACCGACUUGGGUCGGAUGCAAAUUAUCAAUGAAGUGCGCAGGUUCAGGGUGGAGUAUCAAGGAGAUCCAGACCUUCAGCCUGUCAGAAGCUAUGAGUGCACUCUGUUGGUGGAACUUAUGGCCUGGAUUGCCUCACAUAUCAACAAACAGUUUGAGAGCCAGAUGGGGACCCUGUGUUCACGUCAAGACUUGGCAGGUAGCGUCUGCCGGCACCUGCUCCUCAGCCCACUCAACGAAAGCGGAAGGGCCCAGAAAAGAAGCCCUGCGCUGGCAAGGCCUCGGCACGAGCAGCGUCGCGGGCCACGAGUCAGCCUGCGCGUGCUGGCCAGCUACCGCACCCUGCUCUGCCUGCUGCUGAUGUACCUGCUGGGCUGCAUUCUCAGCUGGAGCCCCCUGCUUCUCUGCGGCCUGGUGGUGCUGCUGCUGGCUGUGCUGGAUCCCCUGGGCCCCAUGCUGAUCCGCUGGAGCAAGAAGUGCAAGCAUGUGCCACCGUGACUGGGGGUGAAACUGGGUGUCAGUUCCUGCAGUUGAGUGGCAUAAAAAGAACAGUUUUAGGGGAUGAGGGGAGCAAAAAAUGAACCAAGAUCAUUCUUUUGUUUUAAAAAAGAUUUGUUAUUGACUGUAUUCUUUUAAGAUGAGUUAAUCUUUAAGCCUCUGGGUUUUGUUGUGCAUAAGCACCAUUCUGUUUUUAAAGUGUUCUAGUGGAGCUCCAAAUACAUAGGUGUAAACUAGACGUAGCGUUGCAUAAUAUGACUGUUGCAUAAAGUGUGUAUUCCAUGUGAUAUACGAAGGAGGAUAGAGGGGUCGUUUUUCGUCUUUGAGAAUUUAGAGUGCUGGAACAGGCCGUACAUUAGACGUAGCAUUGCGUAAUAUGAGUGUCCCAGAACAGUGAUACACCCUGUUCUUUUUUUGGUGUGAGUCAAUUGUGCAGAUUUGAUCAUGUUUAGAGCAUUUUCUGCCUUACAAAAGGCAAACAUCACAGCCUUAGGGACCACGCAGGACACUCACAGCCAUGCACAAAAAGAAUGGCACUCCUUGUACCAGAUUGGACCAUGGUAAUGUGGUAUGUGAGUAGGUAAAUUACCCUUCCUGAGGUCGCUGUUUCUAGAAUGUUGACAGAUUUAGAUUGCUGUGAGUCGCGUGGGUUGCCUGCCACACACACACACACACACACACACACACACGUGUGCGUGAUGCAACCAUGCCGGUUGUCAAAGCCUUUCAGGAAGUUUGACUGAAAACCUUCCCAGUAAGUUCAGAGAUAAAAUGCCAUUGUUGCUGAGUUUCACCCAUAUGGAAAGAUGGCACUCCUUGUUAUGGACCAUGGUAAUGUACACAAUGUACCCCCUAGAGGCCAACCUGCCAUAAAACAUUUGUGAAUAGUUUUCAUGUGGUGUACUUAUUAAAAUGGCCCUGUGGACAAGCCUACAUGUACAGUGGCCAAAUCAAACGACCAUUAAAGAUCGCUGAACAUUGCACAGCAUUACACUCAAUCAUGGCUGCCCAGCAUCUAUCUCCUUUCGCCAAAUUCUGGGGUAUAGAAAGUCUCAUCAUCAACAGGUGGUGAUAUUAUCAAAAAACUGCUAUGCACAUUGACAAUACACACUUGAGCCCUCUGGUCUUAAUGAAGAAUUGAACCUUUCAUGUUUAUUCAUAGACAGACGUGUUUUUUAUAGUGUUUUUUUAUCCAUAUGACCUUUUCUAGGUUGUUGGCCCUCAUACUAACUAUGCCUAAUAUAUUUAUUUCUCAUCAUGAUUUUCUAUAAAUCUACCCAGAUUUACCUUUGUAAGGUAUGACCUUCAUGUAUUCAUCACUCUAAGGAAGAGACUAUUUUGUUCUACUUGUGUACUUAUAUGUGCUUAACAUGUUCAAUAUGUUGCUAUUUCCUUCUGAGGCUGACUUCUUGUGGAAUGGUUGUCCCACCCACCUGAUUAAUGGUAGAUCGUUGACAUUGGCUAAUUGAGUGCAAUGCCCCUGUACUCGCCUGUAGGUGACUUCUGAUGAGCUUCAUAUGGAGCCACUGCCUUUAUUUAUCAUUGACACUGAAGAAGAUGUACUGACAUCAAAACUGUAGUCUACCUUAUUUGCCCCUCCAAUAAAGGCAUUAUCUCUCCGUGUGCUGCAGUGACAUUUCCUGUUCUGUUCCUGAGGGCCUGACGGGGGAAUUCCUCUGCAGCUCAUUCACUCUGCCAUGUAUUACUAUUGAAAUUGUGCUUGCAGUUUUAGGUGGCCUGUGGCCCAUUCUGUUUUUAAAGUGUUCUAGUGGAGCUCCAAAUACAUAGGUGUAAACUAGACGGAGCGUUGCAUUAUAUGACUGUCGCAUAAAGUGUGUAUUCCAUGUGAUAUACUAAGGAGGAUAGAGGGGUCGUUUUUCGUCUUUGAGAAUUUAGAGUGCUGGAACAGGCCGUACAUUAGACGUAGCAUUGCGUAAUAUGAGUGUCCCAGAACAGUAAUACACCCUGUUCUUCUUUUGGUGUGAGUCAAUUGUGCAGAUUUGAUCAUGUUUAGAGCAUUUUCUGCCUUACAAAAGGCAAACAUCACAGCCUUAGGGGCCACGCAGGACACUCACAGCCAUGCACAAAAAGAAUGGCACUCCUUGUACCAGAUUGGACCAUGGUAAUGUGGUAUGUGAGUAGGUAAAUUACCCUUCCUGAGGUCGCUGUUUCUAGAAUGUUGACAGAUUUAGAUUGCUGUGAGUCGCGUGGGUUGCCUGCCACACACACACACACACACACACACACACACACACACACACACACACGUGUGCGUGAUGCAACCAUGCCGGUUGGCAAAGCCUUUCAGGAAGUUUGACUG
Messenger RNA from Clupea harengus (Atlantic herring), 3131 nucleotides. Its product is annotated as sphingomyelin phosphodiesterase 4-like. Gene Ontology annotation, biological process: glycerophospholipid catabolic process; ceramide biosynthetic process; sphingomyelin catabolic process. Gene Ontology annotation, molecular function: sphingomyelin phosphodiesterase D activity. The record is from RefSeq and is a predicted model, not a curated record. NCBI's taxonomy places the organism in Eukaryota, Metazoa, Chordata, Actinopteri, Clupeiformes, Clupeidae.